AUCCGGCUGCUCGCCGUCAUCCGUCAUCCGUCAUCCGUCAUCCGUCGUCUCGCAUCCCGCCGCACAUCUCGCCAUGGCAAACAUCUUCGCCAAGCGGCUGACGAAGGAGCUCCGGGAUCUCAAGAACAGCCCUCCGCAUGGAAUCGAGCUCCAAGACCCCGGCGACGACAUGAGCUGUUGGAAAAUCAAGGUCUACGGGGCCUCCGGGACCAUUUAUUCCGGGGAAGUCUUUGUGCUGCAGUUCAAGUUUAUGGGCAGCUAUCCCCUGGACUCACCCGAGGUCAUCUUUAUCGAGUCGAUUCCCAUUCAUCCACAUGUUUACAGCAAUGGCCACAUCUGCCUCUCAAUCCUAUACGAUCAAUGGAGCCCCGCUCUGACGGUCAGCUCAGUGUGUCUAUCGAUCCAAAGCAUGCUCAGCAGCUGUACGAAAAAGGAGCGGCCCCCGGAUAACAACAUGUACAUCCUCACUGCUAAAAAGUCCCCAAAGAGCGCCCACUGGGCUUUCCACGCGCAAGAAAACGAUGAGGAGAUCCUGGACACGCACCCAAUCUCGAUCAUCGUGGUGUCCUGGGGCCCUCAAGAGUGCUGGGAGUACUUUCAAAUCCAAUCAGCCCAAGCGUCAGCCGGCCUACGGACAAUUGCAUCAACAAGCUAUAUUGGUAUCCUGUAG
Molecule: messenger RNA, 670 nt
Organism: Polychytrium aggregatum
Lineage: Eukaryota; Fungi; Chytridiomycota; Chytridiomycetes; Polychytriales
Product: ubiquitin-conjugating enzyme/RWD-like protein
Exons: 10
Coding region: 74-670 (198 amino acids)
Source: RefSeq, a predicted model, not a curated record